Nelumbo nucifera (sacred lotus) is the source of this 708-nucleotide messenger RNA. RefSeq lists its product as uncharacterized. The record is from RefSeq and is a predicted model, not a curated record. Lineage: Eukaryota; Viridiplantae; Streptophyta; Magnoliopsida; Proteales; Nelumbonaceae.
GCUCCCUCCCCGAAGUCCGAACUCAACGCAACCUCUCGUUAAGCUGCAGAGGAGGGAGGACCUUUCUUUCUCUCCAACAAAGCCACGAGGCAGAGAGAAAGGUGUUGUUUCUUCUGCGUGCUCGAAUCUCUCAGAUUAUACGGCGGCAAUGAAGAAAUCAGGAUUCUUGAUGGCUUCCAUGGCUGCAGCUUCUGCCACCGCUAUCUCUGCUUCUAAUACUUCUUCCUCUUCAUCUUCGGAUUUCUUCGCCAAUUCGAAGAUCCAAACGCAUUGCGAGGACUCUGUGUCAAGCAAGGGCCGAGAUAAUUUUUCUGCAAGGAUGCAGCCCUCGUCGGAUAAAUUUGCGCCGAGGUUCGACGGAUUGAGAUUCAUUGAGACGCUCGUCACGGCUCAUAGAUGAGCAACAUCCCUCACAUGAAAGAACAUCCCAUAAUUUCAGUGUUUUAAAGAAAUAUGGUGUGGUUUCUUCCUUUCUGUUUGCUCGAUUUUAUUUUCAAAUUUAACAGUUUUGGUAGGAUAUUUGUUAGGAGACAGAGGUGAUUAUGAGUGGGGGAAUUAAUGGCAUCAGGUUCAUUGCUAAAUUGCAACAUUACAUGUUAUGUUGUUGUAAUUUCUAAUUAGUGGCAUGAUUAGCAUCGUAACUUCUCCAAAUCUCUUUCUUAAAAUCUAAAAAUCUAGUUGUUUGGUGGUCGGUUGGCUUUGAUUUUA